UAGAGCGUGAGACUCUUAGUCAUCACGGUAUCUCAAGGUUGCGGGUUCGACCCCCGCGUUCGGCUACUCUUUUUUCUUUUUCUACGUGUCAUUCCCGGUGGCUCGAGAUUUUCCCAAUCACCUUGACGAGCUACAGGGAAUGGACGGGGUCUUUGAAGCUCAUUCAGAUGGAUUGAGUGUAUGGGAAUACGUUUAAAAUUACACACCUACUAGGUAACAUGCGACCUCCAUCAAAUUCUCAAUAUUCGUUCUGAAUGUACAAUGUUAUCCGGCCAGGAACAGAGACAUAGAUAGUCGCGGUAUAUAUAUUCAGGUACCUAACCCGAUUGAUGAUAUUUGCGCAAAAACCCCGAAUUAGGAAUGGCAUGUCGCCUUGCAUUAUAUAAGAGGCACCAAAUGGAAGCGGAGAGCAGGAAUGUUGCAAUCAAUUAUUAGUUACGCCCCGAUUUAAUUGCGAUGCCUAGGAAUUCACCCUUCUACCGACCACUGAAAUGUUAGCCUAAGAUCAUCUGUAACAUGGAGCAAAACAAUUCUUCUAAUCCCUCGUCCUUUCCCGCCCGAAGCCGAGGGUUAACAUGCCGACCAAUUCUACGCUGGCGUCGUUCAGCAGCUCCGAAUACGAACCUCUGCAAUAAUUGUGCCAACUUACCAAUACGCGAAGCGCUCUUAUAUAUCCAUUCCGUGGACCUGAAAUAUCUCUAUGGAUUUUCUCACGUGGUCCAAAUUAAACAUGAUUGCGUACUCUGCACGAUGGCCAUUGAAGCUCUCCAGGGCCAAACUAACCCUUUGUACACCAAAACGCCAGCCACAGUCGGCUUUUCUAUUUCGAAGCACUCCCGGAACGUCAUCCGGAUCUAUGAUAAAAGUGAUGGUCGAAGAUCCACCGGCAAGAUCCGAGUUCUAAAGAACGACACAAAGCUUCUAAAACCAUGCAAGUCGGAGGAGCCUCCGGGUUUUGAAGAAGAUUUCUUCGGUCGUAGGAUUAACGACAGGCAGAUCGAUUUCAAUCUCGUCCGUGCAUGGCUUUACGACUGUGAAAACAACCUAGUCCACCACGGUGGAGCAUCGAUAUCAAAGCCAAUUGACCUGAUCCUAAUCGACGUCGUAGAGAAAAGACUCGUGGAGAAGAGCUCAACUGUCAGGUAUCUUGCCUUGAGCUAUGUCUGGGGUCAAGCCGGGGGGCUCCAGACAGUGAAGCAGAACUAUGACUUAUUGCGAAGAAAGGGCUCUCUCUCCCCAAACAGAAAAGAUAUACCCCGGGUCAUUGCCGAUGGCAUGAUUCUUAGUCGAAAGCUGCGCGAGCGCUAUCUAUGGGUUGACCGUCUCUGUAUCAUCCAGGAUGGUACCGCUAAGCAUGAGAAUAUCCAAGAGGCGGGCAAGGUCUAUUCACAUGCUCUCAUGACCAUUUGCGCACUCAGUGGGAAAGAUGCAAACCAUGGCUUACCAGGUGUUCGUCCUGGUUCUCGACCCCCACAGACGAUCGAGCGAGUGCAGGGAGUCCGUUGUAUGCCCGCACUCCCAAGCCUUCAAUAUGCGCUUGAAUCUUCUCUUCACACAACUCGUGGGUGGACAUUUCAAGAGGUUCUGCUCUCUCCUCGAUGCCUUUUUGUAUCUGAUCGGCAGGUGUACUUUACUUGCUUUAGAGACACGGUUCGUUCCGAGGAUGCCAUUGCAGUACGUGACCUGUCUAUCAGAAACGUAUAUGGUUUACUCGGUGGCGCUGGAUUGUAUGGUGGUCUCGUUGAACGCUAUACAAAACGCAGUUUAAGUUAUGACAGUGAUGUUUUGAAUGCAUUUGCCGGUGUCAUGACUAUUUUGGGUCGUCAAUAUAGGAUGGAUGGCUGGGAAGAGCAUGCUGCUGGUCUUCCUGUUCGGGACUUUCUCUAUGCUCUUCUCUGGGCACCCUUGGGCACCCCUAUCCGACGGACCCUUUUAACAAGGGGCCAGCCUCACGCAGACUUUCCAAGCUGGUCCUGGGUAGGCUGGAAAGGCCCCAUAUCCUAUCAAUCAGUUUCGCACUGGCGCGCUGAUUUUACGAGCUGGGAUCAAGUUCAUUGGCGUGAGAGGGUCUUCACGCCAAUCUCGAUGAAGAUUACACAACCGACCAGAACCCAGAGAAGCAUAUAUUACCCCCAAGGAUGUUCCCACGAGGACCCUUGUUUAGUUGCGAUCUGGGAACGACAAAUAGUCGACACUCAAAAAAAGCAGAAGGGCGAUGUCAAGUGGGGCAUGCUUGAUUCAUCAUUCAUAUCGAGUCUCAGUGGACGGAGCAUUCUUCAGUUUCGGACUCUUGCCAUUUCAGCGAACUGUUUCUCCUAUAGGAAGGAUCGGUGUAUUGAAAGGUGUGAAGAUACUAAUAGUUAUCCCCUCUUUGACUGCCAGGAUCAACUAUGUGGAGCUACUAUCGGUGCAGUGCCUUCCGGCAUUGACAGCUUAUAUUCUAACUGCAAGUAUGUAUUCCUAUGCUACGGUAAGGAUCCGCUCUUCUCCUCGGCAGGGGUGAGAGUUAAAAUUUACGAUUUAUUUUGCCAUGGACCUCAGUGGUGCUGUGUUCCGUUCUUUCUGCUUAUCCAGCCUUGUGGGGACUUUUGGGAGCGAGUCGCACUGGCAGUUAUUGACCCAAAGGCGUUUGAGACACAACAACCUCAGUGGGAAUAUGUCCAAUUGACGUAGUGGUAUGGAUCUGAACUAUCAAUAGUCAAUUACCUACCUUUACCUGUAUUAUAAUCUAUUUUUAUUCAAGACC
Messenger RNA from Aspergillus alliaceus, 2746 nucleotides. RefSeq names its product HET domain-containing protein. NCBI's taxonomy places the organism in Eukaryota, Fungi, Ascomycota, Eurotiomycetes, Eurotiales, Aspergillaceae. The record is from RefSeq and is a predicted model, not a curated record. The transcript has a single exon. Bases 517 to 2673 code for a protein of 718 amino acids.